This is a messenger RNA of Anthostomella pinea, 285 nucleotides long. Lineage: Eukaryota; Fungi; Ascomycota; Sordariomycetes; Xylariales; Xylariaceae. The record is from the annotation of a GenBank genome assembly.
AUGAGGGCCAAGUACCUCAGCAUCAUCAACGCCAUUGACAAGGACCAGCACCGCCGGAAGCGUAAGUUCAUCGGCCCAGCUCUCACGGAGCGCUCGAUGCGUACCUUCGGACCAAUCAUGGCGGCCCAAAUAGGACUCUUCCUGAAGCAGCAGCUCUACUCGGCUUCUCACACUGGCACGCCCGUCGACAUGACGGAGCGGUGUCAGCGUAUUGGUGUGGACGUGGUCGGUUUGCUCGCUUUCGACGCCAUGAGCUGGCGCAUCAGUACCUACAUGCAGUUUUAA